This is a messenger RNA of Phytophthora sojae, 649 nucleotides long. RefSeq lists its product as hypothetical. The transcript is spliced from 3 exons. NCBI's taxonomy places the organism in Eukaryota, Oomycota, Peronosporomycetes, Peronosporales, Peronosporaceae. The record is from RefSeq and is a predicted model, not a curated record. Gene Ontology annotation, cellular component: alpha DNA polymerase:primase complex. Gene Ontology annotation, biological process: DNA replication, synthesis of primer. The annotation marks the transcript as partial.
UGCAAGUGACGUCGUGCGUCAUGCCGCAAGAGGACUUCUCCGCGGAGCUGCUGCAGCUCUACUAUGAUCGACUGUUCCCGUACCAGCAGAUAACCCAAUGGCUCAGCUACGACGGAGGGGAGGAGUUCCUGUUCCGCCGCGAGCUGUCGUACACGCUCGAGAACGACACGUACAUCCGCUACAAGGCCUUCCACAAUGCCGAGGAGCUCAAGGCGAGCAUGAGCAAGACGCUGCCUUUCAAAAUCGAUAUCGGCGCCGUGUUCUCCGUGUCCCCCGCCGACAAGGGCAAGGUCAGCGCCGCGGACUUCACCCCCGAGCAGCGCGAGCUCGUGUUCGAUAUCGAUCUUACGGACUACGACGACAUCCGAACGUGCUGCGAGGGCGCCGCCAUCUGCAACCGCUGCUGGCAGUUCAUGGUGGCGGCGGUGGAGGUGCUGAACGCCGCGCUGCGCGAGGACUUUGGCUUCGAGAACCUGCUCUGGGUCUACUCCGGGCGUCGUGGUAUCCAUUGCUGGGUCUCGGACGAGCAGGCGCGUGCGCUCGAGAACGAAGCGCGAUCGGCUGUGGUCGGGUACUUGUCGCUCGUGGAGGGCAACGAGAACUCAGCCAGGAAGGUCAAGCUGCGUGAACCGCUGCACCCGUCGCUGGA